Molecule: messenger RNA, 2216 nt
Organism: Neoarius graeffei (lesser salmon catfish)
Lineage: Eukaryota; Metazoa; Chordata; Actinopteri; Siluriformes; Ariidae
Gene: bin3
Product: bridging integrator 3
Exons: 10
Coding region: 215-994 (259 amino acids)
Biological process (GO): plasma membrane tubulation; actin cortical patch localization; endocytosis
Cellular component (GO): cytoplasm; actin cortical patch
Molecular function (GO): lipid binding; protein binding
Source: RefSeq, a predicted model, not a curated record
CCUGUACAACGACAACUGCUAAUACUACUACUUCAGUUCCUGGUUCCACAGUUGUAGCUAGUGAGGUAGAAAAGGCGAUGUUUUUGGAAAUAAAGUUGUGUUUUAUAGUUAAAGUGGAGUAAACACGACACCAUGAGCUGGAUUCCGUUUAAGAUCGGGCAGCCGAAGAAACAGAUUGUUUCAAAGACGGUUGAAAGAGACUUCGAGCGGGAAUAUGAGAAGCUGCAGAAGUGCGAGUCGUUUACGGCGCGUGAGAGUGAGUCUGCUUGGCGUGCGCGCUGUCCGGAACGUGCCCGAGAGUCUAUCUGAUGCACGCGCCAAGGCACACAGGUUGGAAGACCAAACCAAGAAGCUGCAUAAAGACAUGAAGAAAAGCACCGAGGCUGAUAUAGCGAUGUCUAAAGCGGCCGUUAAGAUCGCUGGGGACUUGCUGAGUAACCCGCUGUGCGAGCAGGACCCAGCCUUCCUGGAGUCCAUGAGGUCUCUGGAUACAGCCAUGAAACGAAUGGAGGCAUUCAACCAAGAGAAGGUCAAUCAGAUUCAGAAGACUGUGAUUGAUCCUCUAAAAAAGUACAGCAGUGUGUUCCCCAGUCUGAACAUGGCGGUGAAGCGGAGAGAGCAGGCCUUACAGGAUUAUAAGAGGCUGCAGGCUAAAGUGGAGAAAUAUGAGGAGAAGGAGAAGACUGGACCCAUCAUGGUCAAACUCCAUCAGGCAAGGGAAGAGUUGAGGCCAAUCAGGGAGGAUUUCGAAGCCAAGAAUAAGCAACUGUUGGACGAGAUGCCCAAAUUUUACAACAGCCGCAUCGACUACUUUCAGCCGAGCUUCGAGGCACUUAUCCGGGCCCAGGUGGUGUACUUCACGGAGAUGCAUAAGAUCUUCAGCGACCUGACGGACCAAAUUGAUCAAGGUGGCCUUACGGACCAAGAGCGAGAACAGCAGAACGAGGCCAAGCUCAAUGACCUGCGUGCUCUGUCUAUUGUAGCAGAUGACUGAAGAAAAAGCAGGUCUCUCUUUGCCAGGUUUUACUCUUUAUUCGUUCCAUCCAAUUGUUUCUCGACGGUCAGGCGGCUGCGGUAUGGAAUAACGGCCGUGAACGAUGUAGUAAAGAUGUACAGGGAAUGUAACUCAACCUCCAUUCAGAAGCUUGCUAUUCAUCAGUCUCUCUUUGUGAUCUGGGUUAUGGUUCGAUUUCCAGUUUGUUUCAUGCUAAGACGAGAGGAAGGCUUCCUCAGGCGGAUACACUACACUAUAGAGCUAAACGUCUGAAAAGUGAAGGAUCUCAGUGGUGGGUAGAGCAUCACUUGUUCUUUAUGUGUAAACGGUAUUUAAUGUAGAGAAAGGUAAUAAUUCAGUCGGGCUUCUCUUUAGGAAUCAUGGUGUGGGGGUCACACGCAUGUCGCUUUUAAACCUGCUUUUACUCUGCCGUCUCGGUCUUCGCUCCAUCUCCGCAAUUCUACAGCCCUGUCUGAGCGAAAACCAUAAACAUCUCGAAGAAAGCAAUAUCUAAGAACUUGAAGUAUUUAUUCGUUGUUGAUCGAGUAUUUAAAUGGUGUCUGAAGUGAAUUAAAUUUGAGUGUCAUGUUAAAAUCUCUUACCUGGUACUGUAGCGCCCUCUACUGACCUAAAAAAAAAUUGUGCUCGUAUUUGUGUAGUGGUUUGAGGAAAGCAUGUACUCUGGGAUGUUUGUUUGGGGUUUUUUUGGCUACGGCCAUACAGUUCUGUAUUUUGGAUGAUUUACGAUUGUAUUCAGGACCAACUGUAUGAAGAAGCCACAGCUAUUUUCUGUCCUAAUGUUACUUUACGUCUUUGUUAAACGCCAAAAAGUUUCAAUCAAGGUGGGCUUUUUUUUUUUUUUUGACCUGGGUUAAAAUUAACAACAUGGUUCAUAAUUUCCAACCUUGGUAGACUUUUGGAUGAUCUAAGAUUCUCUUAAAAGGGAUUUUCCAUCACUUCCUGUCUGUCUACACCUACCAAGUAUUUUCUCUGGUCGGUCUGUCUGUCUACCGAUUCCAAUCUACCUAAUUAGCAUUUUUUAAGAUGUCUCUUUUUUUUCAUACUUAACCAUGAUUCGAACUUGGAGUCUUCUGGUUUUUAACCCAACACCUUAACCAAUGAAAAGAGUGAUUUAUAUUUGAGUGAUUCCACGCUUAUGGGUACUGAAAUGGGGACAUGAACUUGUUUUUAAAAAUUCACCUAAAACCAUUUCUUUUUUUAC